GAGCCCAAUUACCAAAAUGACACCAACCGAUUAAACUCACAGCCCAACUCCUCUUCUCGCCCUCGUCUGACUUCGUUUCGGACCUCCCCAGUUUUUCCCCUCCGGCCGCCGCCGGAGAAGCAGAAGCCAUGCAGGUCGCCGCCGCGCGCGCCCGCCGCCUCCUCGCCUUACCGGCGGCCUCGGGGAUCCCCGGAAUACUCUCCGGACCGAUCCCAGGGCGCGCAUCAUGCGCCGAGGGCGUUCUCCUUUACCGUCUCAAUGGCGCUCCCGCUUCGCCGUCUUCUCCGCAGCAUACCAGGGGCUUCUCCUCCUCCUGCUUCGCCUCCCGAUCACACUGUAACCUCCCAUCGCCUACCAUAGCUUCUCAAUGGUUGAAUGAGAAAUCAGUACACUGUCACAUGACGACAGCACACUUCUCAACGGAAGCAAGUGACAUGGACCACCCUACAGAAGCUGUAGAGGAGAUGUACCAGAAAAUGUUGAAAUCUGUUGAAGCUGAGACCAUGCCUCCAAAUGCCUGGUUGUGGUCAAUGAUUGAUAGCUGCUCCAAUAAGGAGGACAUCAAACUUCUUUUUCAAAUUUUGCAGAAACUCAGGGUAUUUAGACUAUCAAAUCUUCGCAUCAGUGCAAACUUCAAUGAGCAUCUCUGCAGAAAAGUAACUGAGGCUUGUGCUCGUGUAGGCGCCGUUGACUAUGGGUUGAAGGCUUUAUGGAAACAUAAUGUUUAUGGAAUAACACCAACGAUUGGUUCUGCUCAUUAUCUACUGCAACAUGCUAAAGAGCAAAAUGACAACAAACUAAUGGAAAACGUAAUUCAUGUCCUAUCAAAAAAUUUCUUACCGCUGCAACCAGGCACAGCUGAUAUAGUCUUCAGUAUCUGUUAUAAUGCUGAUAGAUGGGAUUUACUCUCAAAAUACGCGGAGAGAUUUGUUAAGGCAGGUGUCAAACUGCAUCGAGCUGCAUUUGACAUUUGGAUGGACUUUGCUGCCAAAGUUGGGGAUUCUCAAUCUAUUUGGCACAUUAAUAGUCUAAGAGGCAGGUCUGUCAAACAUUAUACACUUGCAACAGGGUUUGCAUGUGCAAAGGGGUCUCUGCUUGAUCGGAAGCCAGAAAAUGCCGCUGACAAGAUUAAGCUUCUUUAUGAGGUUUGGCACAGGCAUUUGCCUGAUCAGAAGAAACCAUUUGUGAAAGAUGAACUCGAGAAACUUAUUGCUGGAUGGCCUACGGAGGUGGUAAAGAGGCAGAAGAAAGAUAAGAGGAAGGAGUUGGAGGAAGCUUUGAUGAAGGACAUCCCUACGAUGGUGGACUGCCUGACAAAGUCCGGCCUCGACAUCCCUGUGGAACUGGACAAGCUUGCCACCCCACAGCUCCAAGUGGCGUAGCAAAAGAAGGCGCGCGGCUCGCCAUACAACCGGAACAGACUUGAGUCUCGAGGAACAGCAUGCAUUUUGGUUUGGCACUGAUGCAGGCAGCGCAGCGCAGCGCAGGACGCAGAUUGAAAAUCUGUGAUAGAUGAAAUCAUGUUUUUAUUUCUGUUUCUAAUGUUGUAGUGCAGGCCCGUGCGUGGUGCGCCCUUUCUGUUGUGCGUUGACCGUUGAAAAUCUGUGAUAGAUGAAAUCAUGUUUUUAUUUCUGUUUCUAAGAAGCAAAUUGCCGUCGUAUCUUGGCACGUGUUGUAACUGUACCCAUCCUUUCUCCAAGGACUUUCUAAUCUGUUAUUACUUUUAAUAUUGCAUUAA
Messenger RNA from Zea mays, 1738 nucleotides. RefSeq names its product adenyl cyclase. The transcript is spliced from 11 exons. The coding region runs from base 129 to 1382 and encodes 417 amino acids. The record is from RefSeq and is a predicted model, not a curated record. Gene Ontology annotation, molecular function: protein binding. NCBI's taxonomy places the organism in Eukaryota, Viridiplantae, Streptophyta, Magnoliopsida, Poales, Poaceae.